Messenger RNA from Prorocentrum cordatum, 2334 nucleotides. NCBI's taxonomy places the organism in Eukaryota, Dinophyceae, Prorocentrales, Prorocentraceae. The record is from the annotation of a GenBank genome assembly.
AUGCCCGCACGUCCAGAGGAUUCCGUGCAGAAGAUCAAGGAGUCGACGGGGCGGACGCACAAGACUGCUUUGGUAAUGGUGGCGGCUGCGGUCAGCGAUGAGACCUGGUUCAAGGCCAGACUCUCGGAGUACAUGGUGAAGCUGCCAGGCAUGAUCGAGCACGCCCCCAUGUUCCGCAAGUACAAUGAUAUGCUUGCGGGCGGGUGGACCCCCACGCUGACGAACAGUGCGUCUCUCAAGGAUGCAGCUCUAUUCAUUGCUGAGGCUCGCGAGUGCCUUAGGUCGGGAUCUCUGGACGAGUUGCAGAACAGCCUCUACGCGGCCUCUGCGAAGCAUCAUGAGUUCAUGGAGUCCGAACCUACCAGCGACCACGCUGCCAUGCAACAGUGGUCGAAGGCCAUAGAGGAGGCGAGCCUCUGCAUGUCGGGCCACGCUAGCAUCGAGGACUGGAGGGCCGCGGUUGCUGCCAAGCUUGCCAGCGUCAGUGCGGAUAAUAUGAGCGCCCGCAUCUUCCGCGAUAUCAGUGACGCCAAUAUUCUGAACCUGUCCGAGCAGAACGACCUGACCGAUGAGACCAUGGACGCUCUGAGCCGCAUUCGGGGCUCCAUUCCAGAACCUGCGCAGGCGAUGAAGUGGAAGGACGACCAGAGGCCCAUUGUCGAGGCGUGCGUCGGUGGCGUGUUCGACUUCAUCGCCCAGCAGAUUUGCAGCAGGUCUGAUUUGGACAACGAGUUCUUCGCCAUCAACAUGGGCCUGAGCGUCAUGAUGGGCGCCGUGGAGGGCUCCGACAUGGCGAAGGAGGAGGCGAAGAUGUUGGGUGUGUAUCUUACGGCCAGGAGGUCAUGUAUUAGCCUUUGGAGUGACGGCAACGGUGGGCACCUGCUAAAGAAGGACAUCACAGCUUCAGACAACUACCGCAACAAAAUGGACCCGAUGCAGCGGCACAUUAUGGCGCUGGAGGAGCAGCUCAAAAACAUCAUGCAGAAGGAUACCCGUCGUUUCCACAGGUGGGUCGGUUUCAGCAAGGAAGUCAAGAGUCUCGUCCUCGAGCUGACCGCCCAGCAGGCCAACGCAGACGAGCGUGUGCUGAAGACUGCAAUUCAAGAUCUCGCCUUGGUUGCAACGGGCAUUCCUGGCGCCACGGACCCGACGGAGUCGUGGCUGGAGACGUUCAAGGGGAAUACGUUCAAGGACCUGCAGAAGCACGCCGACGAGACUGUGCUCAAGACCAGCCCGCAGCAGAUGGCGACCUUGAAGUGCCAGCUCCCUGAGGCCACGGCGAACUACAAGAACUCAGUCGCGAUGGCUGGCAAGGCACUGGACGACGCGCUCGCCGUGAACGCUGGCCAGGUCCUGCGCGACUGCGCCACUACGAAGGCCUACGGUGUGCUCAUGAAGAAGUUCAGCAGCGACAUGUGCCUCGACGACCUCCGCGACGUCGUCGCCGCAGAGGUCAAGGCGUGGAGGGCGGAGACGAAGCUCAAGGAGAAGGACGCCUUCCACAAGCUGAUCCUGGCGAGGGUUGUGAGCGCCCUGCAGAAAAAAAGGCGAGCUAGGAUGCUCGCGGCCUGCGCAGCUGCGGUGAGAGAUCUCAACAGGACCCAGCAGGAGUUCGUAGGCGGCGAGCGCCUGCGGGGGCGCAACAUCACGCAGCGGCCCGUGAACGGCGGGGCGGCGUGCGAGGGGCCGCUCAAGCAGGUGAGUGAGUGCGGCAGGACCAAGUGCAAGGAGCCCGACCCGGUCGACUGCCGGCUCGGGGACUGGGAGGAUUGGGGCGCGUGCGGCAAGUGCGGAGGCCAGCGCAAGCGGGCCCGCUCCGUGAAGCAGUACGCCGAAAAUGGCGGUGCGGGCUGCGACGAGUUCGUCGGGGAGGAGACAGGCGAGUGCCCGCGGGACUGUGGCGAGGAGAUGCGCUGCAUGUGGACCAGCUGGGGCGACUGGAGCGCCUGCAGCGCUGACUGCGGGGCUGGCAAGCGCAGCCGCCGCCGCGGCUUGGAGCUCACUGCGGUCCCCACGGAGGAGCUCAACGCCUCGGCAUCUCGCGGAGCUCACCGGCGCGGCAGCAGGGCCCCCGCAGGGCAGACUCAGCUACCAGCCAGCGACGUGGUGGCCAAGUACGAGGCCCUGUACGCCUCCACGCUGGCCCAGGAGCACGGGCACGCACGGGAGCUGGCCGCGGCCUUCGCGGGCGGCUUUGGCAGCCUGCUGGUGCUCGCUGCGGGCCUGCGCUCGGCCUGCGCUCCGCGCCGUGUGCGCGGCCUCGGCUCCGAGGCGCCGCAGGAGUGGGCGCCCCCGCGCGGCCACGCCCCCGUGGCGCAGGCCGAGGACGAGUGA